AUGCAGUUUGAUCCUGUUGUUGUCGAGCAGUUAAUUCUUUGCUGCCAAUGUGGGACCGCCAUUGCCCCAAACCCUUCGAACAUGUGCAUUAAUUGCAUUCGAAAUGAAGUUGAUAUUACUGACGGCAUUCCAAAGCAAGCUACUUUACAGUUUUGUCGCAAUUGUGAGAGAUAUUUACAACCACCAAAUAUAUGGAUCCGUGCUGAAUUAGAGAGCAGAGAGUUGUUAUCUCUUUGCCUCAAAAAAUUGAAGGGUUUGAAUAAAGUCAAGCUUAUUGAUGCUGGUUUCAUAUGGACUGAACCACAUUCAAGAAGGAUUAAAGUUAAAUUAACUGUUCAGAAAGAGGUUUUCAUAUCAACAAUGAUACAACAAAUUACCGAAGUAGAGUUCAUAGUUAAUUAUCAACAAUGUGGUGACUGCACACGUCUCAUGGCAAAAAAUACUUGGCAAGCAAUGGUCCAAGUCAGACAAAAAGUCAAUCAUAAACGGACUUUUUUGUUCUUAGAGCAGCUUAUUCUUAAACACCAUGCUCACAAAGAUACAAUCAAUAUUAAAGAAGUCAAAGAUGGACUUGACUUUUUCUAUGCACACAGAUCUCAUGCUGUCAAAAUGGUCGAAUUUCUAAACGCUGUUGUUCCAAUUAAAACAAAGUCUUCUGAGCGAUUGAUUUCGACUGAUAUUCAUAACAAUACAUCUAAUUAUAAAUUUACUUAUUCUGUGGAGAUUGUUCCUAUAUGUAAAGAUGAUUUAGUUUGUUUACCAUUAAAGAUUGCGCGUUCUUUGGGCAACAUUAGCCCAUUAGUUCUUUGUUACCGUGUUGGAAAUUCAAUACAUGUAAUGGAUCCAAACACUUUGGCUGUUUCUGAAGUAUCCACAUCUAUAUAUUGGAGACAACCGUUUAAUUCCUUGGCAACAACAAAAAAUUUAGUAGAAUACUAUGUUUUGGAUGUUGAACCUUUGGGUCCUACUCGUGGCAAGUAUAUACUUGCCGAUAUUUUAGUUGCACGCUCGUCAGAUUUUGGAAAAAAUGACACUACCUUUUAUGCUCGAUCUCAUCUCGGAGGAAUUCUUAGUCCAGGCGACAAUGCUAUGGGAUACGAUCUUUCAUCAUCUAACUUUAACGACUUUACUUUUGAUAGUCUCAAUCAGAAUUAUCUUCCAGAUGUUGUUCUUAUAAAAAAAUCUUAUUCACAAAAACGUAGGAAAAAUAAACGUAAUUGGAAGCUAAAGUCUUUAGCAAAAGAAGAAGAAAAAUUGGAUUUAGAGAAAAUGGACCAAGAUUACGAGUUAUUCUUGCGAGAUUUGGAAGAAGAUUCAGAGCUUCGACAAAAUAUUAAUUUGUAUAAGUCUAAUAAUAAUGCUAUGGACAUAGAUACAACUGUUGAAGAGAAUAAUGAUGAGGAUGAUGAUUUCCCCGAAGUAAAAUUAGAAGAGUUAUUAGAUGAGCUUACUCUCGAUGAUGAUGUCGAUCCAUAA
Molecule: messenger RNA, 1476 nt
Organism: Dentiscutata heterogama
Lineage: Eukaryota; Fungi; Glomeromycota; Glomeromycetes; Diversisporales; Gigasporaceae
Source: the annotation of a GenBank genome assembly